Molecule: messenger RNA, 2229 nt
Organism: Sorex araneus (European shrew)
Lineage: Eukaryota; Metazoa; Chordata; Mammalia; Eulipotyphla; Soricidae
Gene: CD34
Product: CD34 molecule
Exons: 8
Coding region: 41-1144 (367 amino acids)
Biological process (GO): cell-matrix adhesion
Cellular component (GO): membrane
Source: RefSeq, a predicted model, not a curated record
GCAGCUCUGGGGGCUCAGGGGCCCGGGCUCAGCCGCCGCGAUGCUGGGGCGCGCGGGAACGCGGGGCUGGACGGCGGCGCUGUGCCUGCUGGCGCUGCUGCCCUCUGCUCUCACGGAGGAGCUUCGUGCCAUGACAACUCCUGGGGCCAGCGAAUCUUCCAGUUUGCAGGUGUCUUCCACAGCUCUGUCACUCCAGCCCAGACUGCCAUCUCCUCCUCCGAGCAGCCCUCCCGGGGACACCAGCUUGCCCCCCGUGGCUGAGAGUAGCAGUGGCACCAUGGCUACACUCCCAGAUCUUGCUGUCAGCACCUCGGCCGCCUCUGUGCUCACACUGGUCCCUGCCACUGGGAUGUCUCCGGCUCAGACUUCCUCGGUUGGCACACACUCUUCUACCCCAAACAACUCUGCGACCACAGAGAUGCCUCCGAAGCCCAGCACUUCCCCUGGAACUGUCUUGGUCCACCCAGACAAUAGCACAAGCCCUCCGGUGCCCCCCCUGGAGCUCCAGACAUCAUUUUCUCCUGCCAUAAAUGUCAUCAAGGUGGGAGAAAUUCGGUGUUCCCCUGUGAAGGAGGCGAGAGCCAGCCACAGUAUCUGCCUGAGACGGAACGAGACGGCCAGUUGUGAAGACUUCCGGAGGGACAGUGGUGAGGCCUUGGCCCAAGUGCUGUGUGCUGGGGAGCCGGUGGCGGGGCCUUGCUCCUGGCAGCUCGCCCAGUCUGAGGUCACCCCCUACUGCCUGCUGCUGCUUGUGGCCAACAGGACAGAACUUUCCAGCAAGCUCCAGGUUCUGAGAAAGCACGAGUCUGACCUGAGAAAGCUGGGGGUUCACAGUCUCACCGAGGAGGACGUGGGCAGCCACCAGAGCCACUCCCGCAAGACACUCAUCGCCCUGGUCACGGCAGGGCUCCUGCUGGCCAUCCUGGGCCUUGCUGGCUACUUCCUGAUGAAUCGGCACAGCUGGAGCCCUGCUGGGGAGCGGCUGGGUGAAGACCCCUACUUCACCGAGAAUGGGGGAGGCCCCGGGGCCUCCCCAGAGAGGCAGCCCAAGGCCGCUGCCAGCUGCGGGGCUCAGGAGAACGGCCAGGCCCCACCCAGAAACGGCCACUCGGCGCCACACACAGUGGCGGACACAGAACUGUGACAGGGCACCGCUGACCUGACCCUUUGGCCCCUCCCCCGCCCCUCACUCCUUGGUGACCCAGUGCCAGGCCCAGGUUCUCCUGGGCCCUCCUGCUGGCCCCUGUUCUGGCUUCCUGAGGCAGGGCAGGGGAAGCCAGGCCUGGCGGCAGGACCUAUGUCUGCUCCCACGAUGGUGCUCCCUCCUUGUGGUCAGGAACUGUGUCCCUACAGCAGUGGCUGCACCCCCGCCUCUAAACAGAGCCCCUACAAGCCUGGGCUCCCCCAACUUUGGUCAGGGGCCUCUGUUUUCCUGCCAUGGGGGUGAGUGGGCACAGGCCCUGUGCGGGAGCCAGACCAACCUGCCAGUCCAGCCCCCGACCCUGUCCCGACGCCUGGGCUGAGUGCCUCAGACCCAGCAGACCCUCCUGGCCACCCCCCCCACCCCCCGGCAUCAGGACACCAGGCCGCCCUCCAGAGGAGAGUGUGAUCCCUCAGUGACCAUUGGAAAUGGAACUUUCCAGAGACAGGGCAAUGGGGGGACACAUGGGAAUAAAGAGCAGGUUUCUGUGCUGUUGUCUGUGUGCCAUGAGGCAUUGUCAGUAGGAGCAUGUGCCCCACGACCUCUGACCCCCAGGCUGGGAGCCCCAGGCUCCGGAACAUAGAGGGGUGGUCCUGGAAGAGCCUCUGUGGCCUUGCAGUCCGGGCAUCUCUGUCCCCAUGGACCAUGCCACGCUGGCAGGGAAGCAGCCUGCACCCCGACCACCUUCACUCUGAGUUCAGUGCAGUACACAGCAGCUGGGGGGAAAGGGCGGGGGCACCCAGGCACUCUCCCUAUGGGGUCAGCGCCCAGGAGCAGACCGAGGCCCCUGUGACCUUGCGCUGCACUUUCCUUGCCCUCCCUCACGCAGAGAGCGCCCAGCUUCCCUCAGAGAUGGGGCUUGGCAUUGGGCAGGGGCAGGCCUGCGGGUGAGGGUGCACAGCAUGGGCGGAGCAGCCUCAGCCUGAGCUAAAACCUCGCUCCACGCACGAGGAGUCAUAGCCUUCAGUGCUUCGAGAGUUUGCCCACGGUGUAAGGGCUACAUGUACACAUUGGUGUGUGGGAACAUG